Synchiropus splendidus (mandarinfish) is the source of this 5641-nucleotide messenger RNA. It is a transcript of the gene ubr2, whose product is annotated as ubiquitin protein ligase E3 component n-recognin 2. The record is from RefSeq and is a predicted model, not a curated record. Gene Ontology annotation, molecular function: ubiquitin protein ligase activity; zinc ion binding. Gene Ontology annotation, biological process: ubiquitin-dependent protein catabolic process via the N-end rule pathway. Gene Ontology annotation, cellular component: cytoplasm; ubiquitin ligase complex. NCBI's taxonomy places the organism in Eukaryota, Metazoa, Chordata, Actinopteri, Syngnathiformes, Callionymidae. Bases 8 to 5278 code for a protein of 1756 amino acids. The transcript is spliced from 46 exons.
AUCAAAAAUGGCGGCGGUGGAGCCAGAGAGGGAGCAAGGUUUGACUCUGUGUUCAGAGUUCGUGAACUUCUCCGCCAAAGACACCGCAGCGCGCUUGGCAGCAGCUCCAGAUCUCCACCAGGAGUUGUACCACCACUUCUCCAUCUAUGUACCCAGAAUCCUGUGCCUGGGUCCGAGCGGCUCCAGCAGCCGGGAGGAGCAGAGGGAAGAGCAGAGGGAGGAGCUUGCCUGUCAGCUCCUUCUCCUGGCUCCUCUGGAGUGGCUUCUCCUGGGAGAGGAGCCUUCGGCAGCUUUGAACAAGCUGCAGGAGAACAACCAACCUUCACCACUGUGUGGUCAUGUCUUUAAAAUGGGCGAGCCCACCUACUCCUGCAGGGAGUGUGCAUCCGAUCCCACCUGUGUUCUGUGCAUGAGGUGUUUCCUUGGCAGCGCUCACAAAGACCAUCGAUACAGGAUGACCACGUCUGCAGGAGGUGGCUUUUGUGACUGUGGAGACACUGAGGCCUGGAAGAGAAGUCCUUACUGUCAGAAACACACGCCCAGCAGCAAGAGCACCUGCCUGGAGGAGGAUCCUUUGUCUUUGCUGUCCCCGGACCUGCUCUCUAGAAGCAUCAACAUCUUCUCCAUUCUCCUCAAAUACUCCGUCGACCUUUUGACCUGCAACAAAGAGGAUGAACUCCCGGCCGGACUGGAGCCUCCGCACAAGGGCGACACCUACUUCUGCAUGCUGUUCAAUGAUGAGGUGCACACCUAUGAGCAGGUGAUCUACACGCUGCAGAAGGCUGUCAACUGCAGCCAGAAACAGGCCGUCAGUUUUGCCACUACAGUUGACCGAGAUGGCAGGAAGUCGGUGCGCUACGGUGACUUUGCAUCAUGUGAUCAGGCCAAAUCCAUCAUAGUGAGGAACACGGGUCGCCAGUCCAAACCCCUGAGGGUCCAGGUCAUGCACUCCUCUGUUGUAGCGCAUCAGUGUUUUGCUCUGAAGAUUCUCAACUGGUUGGGUCAGAUCAUCCAGUACUCUGACGGGCUGCGCAGGGUUCUGUGCCAGGUGGGUCUGCAGGAUGGUCCUGAAGGAGAGAACUCGUCGUUGGUUGACCGUCUAAUGCUCAAUGACUCAAAGAUGUGGAAAGGAGCUCGCAACAUCUACCAUCAGCUGCUGAUGAACAGCCUCCUCAUGGACCUUAAGUAUAAGAAGAUAUUCGCUGUCCGCUUCGCCAAAAACUACAGGCGCCUGCAGACAGACUUCAUGGAGGAUGACCACGAGAGAGUUGUGUCAGUGACGUCGCUGUCUGUGCAGCUCUUCACUGUCCCCACCAUGGCCAGGAUGUUGAUGGUGAAGGAGAACCUGAUGACCACCAUUAUCAGAACAUUCGUCGAUCACCUGCGUCACCGUGACCUUCAUGGUCGUUUCCAGUUUGACCGCUACACGUCUCAGCAGGCCUUCAAGUUUGGCCGAGUCCAGAGUCUGAUCGGAGACCUCAAGUACAUCCUGAUAGCAUGUCCCACAGAGUGGAGUGAUCAACUCAGGCAGAAGUUUCUGGAGGGACUGGAUGCAUUUCUAGAGCUGCUGAAGUGCAUGCAGGGCAUGGACCCGGUGGUGAGACAGGUGGGGCAGCACAUCGAGAUGGAGCCGGAGUGGGAGGCUGCUUUCACCCUGCAGAUGAAACUCACCCACAUCAUUUCAAUGAUCCAGGAGUGGUGCUCCACUGAUGAGCAUGUGCUGAUCGAGGCCUACAGGAAAUGUCUGAACGCACUGAAUCAGUGUCAGAGUGGCCUCUCUGAUGGCGAGCAGCCCAUCAGCCUGAGCCUGGCCGGCCACAGCGUCGACACCUUCAGGUACCAGGUGUCCCAGGAGCGGGUGUCCAUCCACCUGCCGGUGUGCAGGUUGUUGGCAGGCCUUCACGUGCUCCUCAGCAGAAGCGAGGUCACCUCUCGGCUCCCAGAACUGCUGCCUUUGGGAGAGCUCAGCCCCCCACUCUUGAUCGAACUCCCCCUCCGCUGUCAAGUGUUGUGUGCCCAGGUGAACGCAGGAAUGUGGAGAAGGAAUGGCUUCUCUCUGAUCAACCAGAUCUACUACUACCACAACGUCAAGUGCAGAGUGGAGAUGUUUGACAAAGAUAUUGUCAUGAUGCAGGCAGGUGCAUCCAUGAUGGAUCCAAACCAUUUCCUGAUCAUCGUUUUAAACCGGUUUGAGCUCUUCCACAUUUUCAGUUCGGGCGAUUGUAGGAAGAGGUUCAGGGAGUCUAACAAGGACAUUGUUCAACAGAAUAACACGCUGAUCGAGGAAAUGCUCCACCUCAUCAUCAUGAUAGCAGGCGAGCGAUACGUGGCGGGUGUCGGUCAGAUUGAGCCUUUUGAAGAAGUCAGGAGAGAAAUUAUCCACCAGCUGUCCAUCCGGCCAAUGGCUCACAGUGAGUUGGUGAAGGCCCUUCCUGAAAACGGAAACAAAGAGACCGGGCUGGAACGUGUCAUUGAUACAGUGGCUUCAUUCAAGAAGCCAGGGGUGACUGGGCGUGGCUUGUACGAACUUCGCCCAGAGUGGUUGAAACAGUUCAACCUGUUCUUCUAUCACUACAGUCGAGCUGAGCAGUCCAAGGCUGAAGAGUCGCAGAGAAAAAUGAGGAGGCAAUUUGGAGAAGACACAGCCCUCCCCCCUCCUCCCCCCGUCCCUCUCUGCCCACUCUUUGCCAGCCUGGUGAAUCUGCUGCAGUGUGACGUGCUCCUGGCCAUCGAGGGUGCUGUGCUACAGUGGGCCGUGGAGCCCAGCGGAGGAGGGUGGACAGAGUCCAUGCUGCAGAGGGUGCUUCACCUGGUGGCUAUGGCUUUGCUGGAGGAGCAGCAGCAGUUGAGGAACAGUCCACGAGAAGAAGAUGACGUCACCUUCAAUUACACGUGCAAGAUCACCCGUCCAGGGGAAGCUCCCAGCACCUCAGGAAGUGUCUUGGCUCUGCUGGAGACGCUACAGAACGCUCCUCACCUGGAGGUCCACAAAGACAUGAUCACCUGGAUUUUGAAGACGGUGUCAAACAUCAGACAGAUGAGAGAACAUUCCUCCUCCACAUCUUCCUCCUCGGUUUCUGGCUCCCACACUUAUGGAUCCACUGUGGAAGAGAGUGGGCGGGACCGAGACUCUGCCGAGAGGAAGCGGAAGGCCGAGAUGGCAAGGCUGCGUAGAGAGAAGAUCAUGGCUCAAAUGUCUGAGAUGCAGAAACAUUUCAUCGAUGAAAACAAGGAGCUGUUCCAACAGAGCCUGGACCAGCUGGAGGCUCAGGGUUCGACUGAAAUCAGUUCACCAGGUCCUUCUGACCAGGACCUUUGUGGAAUCUCUCAAGUGUGUGUGGGUCCACGGAGAGUCAGCGGGGUAAACACUCGGCAGUUGGUCACAUGUAUUCUCUGCCAAGAGGAGCAGGAAGUCAAGGCGGACGGCAAGGCCAUGGUGUUGGCAGCGUUUGUGCAGCGGUCGACAGUUUUCUCCAAAGAUCGCAGGCGUGUGUUUCCCAGUGCAGAGGCACAAAACCCCAUUUUCAUGCACCCGGACCUUUCCUUGGGCAUCCACACGGCCAGCUGUGGACACAUCAUGCAUGCCGCCUGCUGGCAGAGGCACUUCGAGGCCGUACAGCUGAAGGAGCAGCGACGUCAGCAGCGGCUGCGGGGCCACACCAGCUAUGAUGUGGAGAACGGAGAGUUCCUGUGCCCCCUCUGUGAAUGUCUGAGUAACACGGUGAUUCCUCUGCUGCCCCCGACCCCGGCGCCGGACAGCAGGUGCGACCAUCUGAGUCUGGGAGCCUGGCUCACCCGAACCAGUCAGCAAGUGGAAGCUCUUCAUGCCAACAAAAGAGCGUCAGAAGGUGCUGCUGAAGGCGAGGAGCCUUGCCUGAGACUGGACCUGACAGCACAGAAUAGUUUUUCUAGCAGCAUCACAGAGAUGAUCAAAACCUUCAGCAUGUCCAUCUACAAGGUGGCACUCAAGGUCAACCCCAACGAGGAGGAUCCCCGAGUGCCAGUGCUGAGCUGGUCAACCUGCGCCUUCACCUUCCAAGCCAUAGAACACCUCCUGCGUGAUGAAGAGAAGUCUCUCUUUGGGAGUCUGUCCUGCAGACAGGACGACUGUCUGAAAUCUAUUGCCAGACUAAGUUCUUCCUGCUGGAUCAACUGUCCCCGUGUGGUCUGCACACACUUCAGCACACUCUUCUCAGCUCUCGUCCAUGAGCCGCAGGCCGAUCCUCCAUGCAUCCUGGACAUCGACAUGUUUCACCUGCUGGUGUACACUGUGCUGUCGUACAACGCAGUUCCAUGUCUGGACGACUCGGGGCAGCGGCCCGUCGACUCGGCUCAUCUCCACAUCCUCCACCUGGUCACGGCAGCUCACCUGGUUCAGAUCCUGCUCACCUCCAUCCCUGAGGAGACGUGCAUGGAUCAGGAGAGCACUGAGUCUGAAGAGGAGGAGCACGCCUGGCAGCUGUACAGCCUACUGAAGAAGCACGUAGACUGCCUGCUGCCGGAUGUGGCGUCCUGGCAGCUGCUGCGUGGCAUCAGAGCUGCCAUCCUGCCCUUCCUCCGAGCCGCCGCGCUCUUCUUCCAUUACUUGAACUCCACGGCUCCACCCGCCGAACUUCUCACUGCCGAGUCCGGCCAAUGGGAGGCGUUGUGUUCCUACCUGAAUCUGCCUUCAAACCUGCUGCUGCUAGUCCACAACCAUCAGAGUCUUCUGGAACCUCUGAUCGUCAGGUGGUGCUGCCACCCAGCCGUGCCACAGGUCCUGCAGGCUGCUGGGGUCAGGCUCCGCUUCCCUCGGCAGUCGAACACGCUGAUCAGGCUCCCAGAAGACUACAGUGUCCUGAUCAACCAGGCGUCCAGCUUCACGUGUCCUCGCUCAGGAGGAGACAAGUCCCGGGCGCCAACCCUCUGCUUGGUCUGUGGCGCCAUGUUGUGUUCUCAGAGCUACUGCUGCCAAACGGAGGUCGACGGCGAAGAUGUUGGUGCAUGCACCGCCCAUGCGCUCACCUGCGGCGCCGGCCUUGGCCUCUUCCUCAGGGUCCGGGAGAGUCAGGUGCUGUUUGUGGCCGGGAAGACCAAAGGCUGCUUCUACCCGCCUCCGUAUCUGGACGACUACGGCGAGACGGACCAGGGACUCAAACGGGGGAACCCGCUGCGCCUGUGCCCGGAGCGCUACCGCAAGAUCGAGCGUCUGUGGCGUCAGCACGCCAUUGUGGAGGUGAUCGGUCACGCUCAGGAAGCCAAUCAGACGCUGCUCUCCAUCGACUGGCAGAACCUUUGAUGUUGGCUCAGCCCCGCCCACUUCACUUUUUUUUUUUUUUUUUUUUUUUUAAACUUCUGGCCUUUAUUCAUCUACAAAUGGGGGAAAUGGGUUUCCAGCUCCACCAGGCGACCGGUGAGGACCCCAGUCACGAUGGCCGCGUGUUUGUUCCCAUGACGACGUAAAGUAGCGAGGUGACUUGUUGAACUGGAGUUUGAAUAGACUGGUGUCACGGCAGGAAGCCUUUGAUGACACGUUAUUUAUUGAUGGUCAGCUGUGUGGGGUUUUGUUUUAAUGGAGAUUUUGUAUAAAUAAAGUCAGGUCUUAACUGAAGCCUGCGGUGUCGAUGGUGUGCGGCGGCGCGCUGCCGAGGGUCUGCUGCCG